Molecule: messenger RNA, 2261 nt
Organism: Passer domesticus (house sparrow)
Lineage: Eukaryota; Metazoa; Chordata; Aves; Passeriformes; Passeridae
Gene: MCL1
Product: MCL1 apoptosis regulator, BCL2 family member
Exons: 3
Coding region: 19-906 (295 amino acids)
Biological process (GO): regulation of apoptotic process; extrinsic apoptotic signaling pathway in absence of ligand; intrinsic apoptotic signaling pathway in response to DNA damage
Cellular component (GO): mitochondrial outer membrane
Molecular function (GO): protein heterodimerization activity; protein homodimerization activity
Source: RefSeq, a predicted model, not a curated record
GCCGCUGCACCGGGCGCCAUGUUCGCCGUGAAGCCGAAAGCCGUGAUCGGCUUCAACCUGUACUGCGGCGGCUCGGCGCUGCCGGGGCACGGCCCGGGCCCGGCGCCCGCCGCCGCCGCCGCGGAGCCGCCCCGCGACCGCGCCGGGGCCGCCGCCGCCCGCGCCGACCCCCCCCGCGCGCUGAUUGGCCGCGGCGCCGCGCCGCGCGCGCUGAUUGGCUGCGGCGCGGCUCUAUGGCGCCCCGAAGAGGAGCUGGACGGCUGCGAGCCCGAGCCCGAGCGCGGCCCCGCCGCGGAUUCGCUGCCCGGGACCCCUCCCGGGCCUCCGGACGGGCUCCGGCAGGACUCGCUGGAGCUCAUCAGCCGCUACCUGCGGGAGGUGGCGGGGGAGGCGCAGCCCAGCGCUAAGAAGCUUUUUCCGGGGCUCCUGGGCGGGCCCGGCCGGCCCGGCGCGGCGGGGGACGCGGUGAUGGAGAAGGCGCUGGAGACGCUGCGGAGGGUCGGGGACGGCGUCAUGAGGAAACACGAGCUCGCCUUUCAAGGAAUGCUGCGCAAGCUGCAGAUCCAGCAGGAAGAAGACCUGCAGGCCGUGGUGGAGGUGGCUGCCCACGUGUUCAGCGACGGGGUGACCAACUGGGGCCGGGUGGUGACACUGGUGGCCUUCGGGGCCUUCGUGGCCAAGCACCUGAAGAGCAUCAAGCAGGAGCAGAGCAUCGGGCCCCUGGCUGGGAUCAUCACGGACGCCCUGGUCUCGACCAAGAGGGAGUGGCUGGAGAGCCAGGGGGGCUGGGAGGGCUUUGUGGACUUUUUCCGCGUGGAGGACCUGGAGGGCAGCAUCCGGAACGUUCUGAUGGCCUUCGCGGGGGUGGCCGGCCUGGGGGCCAGCCUGGCCUACAUGAUCCGGUGAGCCUGGGCUGCCAGGGACACUUCUUGGGAGGACUGGCUCCCUGGGGCUGCCCAGGGCCAGAUUUUGGAAGGACUGGCUCCCUGGGGCUGCCCACCGCCAGAUUUUUGGAGGACUGGGUCCCUGGGGCUGCCCAGGGCCACAUUUUGGCUGCAGACCCCAAAGAGCUGGACUCGAAUCACCCAGGAGGACACGGAGCCAUCCCUGGAGCAGCUCCUGAGGAAGAGGAGGGUGUGAUCCCAGCUGGUGGCUGCUGAUGGAUGCAGGAUUCCUGGCUUUUGGAAGAGUUUUCCCUCUCUUCCCCUCGCCUGGAGGAGCUCAAGUGGAUUUUGCUUCACGUGGAUCCCCGAGGAACCAACUCCAGCAGCUCCCCCAGGGCUGGGCGAGGCAGCUGAGCGCGGAGCAGAUGUUGUCAGGGUUGUGGUUGUGGGUUUUUGGGUGUUGGUUUUUUUUUUUUAUUUUUUCCUGGAAAUAGCACCUUCUGCUGCUGCUGCUCUGCCUGAACUCGCAGCUCUGUUGCUCUGGGGCAGAAGCACUGCACGCUGGGGAUGCUGUGCCAGCCUGCACCUGCAGCCAGAGCCCUGCCAGCCCCUUUCCUCCCCAUGGCAUGGGGGUCUGGGGGGGCUGGGGGUCACCCCCAGCUCUGUCCCUGCCCCAAACAGCCUUGGCUGCACACAGACAGUUCAGAAAUAACAAAUGCGUUUUGUAAUUAUGUAAAAAGAACAACCCCAGUGGGCUGGGGAGGGUGUAGAGAACCUGUAAAUGUCUGUAAAUCUGUAGAAUAUAUACAUUUUUACAGAGCUGACGAUACAAAAAGGAGGAAUUUGCUCUGGAUGUGGUUUCAUUCCUGAUGGGAAGCAGCAUUUUUGUGGCUCCGUUCCUUCCCCUGGAGCAGCACAGCCAGGGAGGGUGACCAGCAGCAGUGACCACGGCUGGCUGGCAACAGCUGAUGUUUCUGUUUGGUUUUAAAUCUCUUUUUUUGUCCCUCGUGGUGGGGGUGGGGGAGCUGGGGAAGUUCAUUCUGGCCACUUCCUUCUCUCCCCUUCCUCCUCCUCCUCCUCCUCCUCCGAGCCGUGAGCCGGACGGAGCUGACGGCUGAAUGUAAAACUUCUACAUUCAAAAACGUCAAAUUUCUGCUUCUGGGGCUGCUCCUGCAGCUCCCUCGGGGUGGCUUUGAUGCCCAGGGGGCUCCUUGCCCACGCCUGGCCCUGGGGGCUGCACUGCUGGGCUCUGUCCUUGUCCCCAGGAUGUCCCCUGGAGCCUGGGCCAGCCCCAGCCAGCCGUGGUGCUACAGCCAGGCCCUGCUUGUGUGCAAAACAAGCUGUAGUUUGGUCAAUAAAUGUUAUUUUUUUUUCUCA